AUGCAUUCCCUCCACAAGAUCGAAAAGAUUCUUUCUCAUGGCCAUCCUCAUCCAUCAUCAUCAUCAUCAUGGCUACUUUCAAAAUCCAUACUCUCGAAACCUAUUACCACCACUAACAAGAACAAAACCACCACCUCUCCAUUCAAACCAUCCAAGCUCGGAUCGGAAAGGAUGAUCAAUUCGUUCCACUCAUCACCAUCCGAAUCGGAUUUAAUACAAGCAUCACCUACGCGAAAUCAGUCCUCUCCAUUUUCUUCUUCAAAUAACUCCAAAAAUUCGGAAAAGAGUUCCGAAGAAGGCUCACCUUCUCAACAACGAGCAAAAAUGGCGCUACUGGAAAAACUGCCAACGUCCUUAUUACUAUUUUUGUUAAUCUCAUUGGGAAAUGCAACCAUCAUGAUGAUUUCAAAAGAAGAAGAACAAGUUGAUUCUCAUUCUCAUGGAAUGAUUGUUCAUUUACAUGCUGAGGAAUCCAACAGUUUGGACGAGUCUCAAAAAACAGAAAAUUUACAAUAUUUCACUUUGGAUCAAGUGGCUCAACAUUGUUCCAAGCAAGCUGGUGGUAUUUGGGUCAUCUUUAAAGGAGGUGUCUAUGAUGUGACAGAAUUUAUUGAGGCACAUCCAGGAGGAACAGAAAAAAUCAUGCUUGCAUCUGGAAAGUCCAUUGAACCAUUUUGGGAAAUUUAUCGACAACAUCACACGAAAGAAGUUUAUGAAAUUUUGGAACAAUAUAAAAUUGGAAAAUUGGAUCCAAAGGAUGUUCAGAAAUUGAAUGAGUUGAAAGCAUCUCAAGAGAAUGCAAAUGAUAUUUAUGCCAAUGAUCCCAAAAAUAGAAAUCCAAUUCUUCAGGUGAAUAUGGAUAAACCUUUUAAUGCGGAGACACCUCCUUCAAUUUUGGUGGACAAAUUUAUUACUCCAAACGAAGUAUUUUUCAUUAGAAAUCACUUACCAGUUCCAAAACUUGAUGCAGACACCUACUUGUUGGAAAUUUCGGGAUUAGGAAUAGAAACCCCAAUCAAGCUCACAUUGAAUGAUUUGAAAAACAAUGAAAAGCUCAAACAUCACACCUUGACAGUUGCUCUUCAAUGUGCAGGAAAUAGAAGAACAGAAAUGUCAUGUUACAAGCCACCACGAGGUCUUGGAUGGACCAAUGCUGCAGUUGGAAACGCACAAUGGACAGGUGUCAAAUUGAUUGAUGUGUUAAAAUUGUACGGAAUUACAGAAGAAAAAAUUUUGAAUGAAGGAAAAGUUAAACAUGUGGAAUUUAAGGGAGCUGAUACAGAUGGUAUUUCAAGUUAUGCAAUUUCAAUUCCAGUGGAUCGAGCCAUGAGUGACAAAGCAGAUGUUUUAUUGGCUUUCAAAAUGAAUGGAGAGGACAUUCCAAUUGAUCACGGAUAUCCUGUUCGAGCCAUUGUACCUGGAGCUAUCGGUGCAAGAAAUGUGAAAUGGGUCACAAAAAUUGUGUUAAGUGACACUGAAUGUCAAUCUGUGUGGCAACAAAAGAUUACAAAACUUUUGCUCCCUCUCCCAUCUCCAAACAUUCCAAUUAAGGAUGACACUGUGAUUGUUAAGGGUUAUGCCUUAGCUGGUUCAGGAAAUGGAAUUGAACGGGUGGACGUAACUACAGAUAAUGGAAAAACAUGGUACUCUGCGGAUAUGGAACGCGAACCUCUGAAGUAUAAUAGAAACUAUGCAUGGUCUUUGUGGAAAGUGGAAGUUCCAGUGAGUGAUGAACACAAAAGUACGGGAGAAAUGAAAAUUUGCUCCAAAGCAGUCGAUACUGCAUACAAUGUUCAGCCAGAGGAUGUGAAGAGCAUUUGGAACAUUCGAGGCAUUUUGAAUAAUACAUGGCAUUGUGUGAAUUAUAAGGUUCAAAACGAUAGCGAUGGUGAGGACAAAUAA
Messenger RNA from Naegleria fowleri, 1902 nucleotides. RefSeq lists its product as uncharacterized. Gene Ontology annotation, cellular component: mitochondrion. Gene Ontology annotation, molecular function: heme binding; molybdenum ion binding; oxidoreductase activity. Bases 1 to 1902 code for a protein of 633 amino acids. The transcript is spliced from 4 exons. Lineage: Eukaryota; Heterolobosea; Eutetramitea; Acrasida; Naegleriidae. The record is from RefSeq and is a predicted model, not a curated record.